Vespula vulgaris is the source of this 8162-nucleotide messenger RNA. RefSeq lists its product as uncharacterized. Gene Ontology annotation, molecular function: acyltransferase activity, transferring groups other than amino-acyl groups. The transcript is spliced from 13 exons. NCBI's taxonomy places the organism in Eukaryota, Metazoa, Arthropoda, Insecta, Hymenoptera, Vespidae. The record is from RefSeq and is a predicted model, not a curated record. The coding region runs from base 329 to 5728 and encodes 1799 amino acids.
UUCCGCAAAGGCACGGCCGGCUGUGGACGUGGUAGCCCGGGAUCUGCCACGUCCGAGACGGCGUACUCGAUAGUUCUUCAAGCUUCUCAAGAUCACUCGUGUUCUUUUGAUUUCGGGAGAGAGAGAGAAAGAGAGAGAGAGAGAGACAGAGAGAGAGAAACAGACAAACAGAGAGAGAGAGAGAGAGAGAGAGAGAGAGAGAGAAGGAGAGAGGGAGAGCAAGAAAAAGAAGGGAGGAGAAAGGAAAAUAAGAAGUAAACCGAUUCGAACAUCACCGAAUUAGUGCUCGUUCAUUAAUUUUCUUUUCACAUGUGAACCCUGCCAUAUCAUGGCUCUCGCCCUUCUGGGCAAGUGCAUUACUCGAUUGGCGUUUAUAUUACUUCUUUAUACUUGCUGCUACGCCUUCAAGAUACGUGAUGGAAAUGUCGUUCAUCCAUUUUCUUCGUCGAUCGUUGAACACUCGCAACGUGCCACCUGUGUUGGCUCAAAGUUCGGUAAGUGCCCAGAAAGAACGGUGACGACCAGCAGCGCAGUGACGCCUUCACCACGAAGAUGGCACGGGGCCAUGUCUUCGCAGGUUCCUCCGAUUGGUCGAAAACCACCUGUCGAAACGGUCUCGUCUACCAUCGAGGAGGACGCAAGUACCCAGAAAAUUGGGUCGAGGUUGUUGGGUGGUCAUCAGUUUGCCGAUAAAUCAUCAACUGGGUUUUCCAUUAGGAAAAAAGAGAAUACUAUUGAUGAUAAAGAUGGUUAUGAUGAUAAUGGUGAAAACCAAAAUGAAGAAAGCAAGGAUGUUGAGGAUAUUAGUAAUGAUGAUGAUGAUGAUGAUGACGAUGACGAUGUUAUAGUGGAAGAUGAGGAGGAAGAGAUACAAGCUGAAGAUGAUGAAGAUGAAAGUGCGGAGCUUAGUGAAGCUGACAAAAGUAAGGACUCUGAAGGGAACCAAGAAGAAGUAGAAAAAUCCAAAAGUAUCGAACGAAAGGAAAUGGAACGAGAAGCGGAAGUAAAAGACAAGGAAGAAGAUUACGGUACCAUGAACGUUCUUGGUUGGAGUUUCAAGUUGAGUGCAGGUAGUGUUUCCAAAAGUACAACUACUAAAGAUACCAAAGAAGUAAAAUAUAGAAAGGAUGUUGUUGAAGAUGAAGAUAAAGAAAAGAAAAAAAGUACCAUUGUAAAGGAGAAAGAGAAUAAGAAAGAUAUUAAAGGUGAUGUAAAAAUUGAAGGAGAAAGCUCCAUUCUAUUGAAGCAAGAGAAGAAAUCUCAAAAAAAGGAUUUGGGAUACGUGGAACGCGAAACGUUGGGCGAUAGCAAGGACGAUGAUGAUGAUCAUGACGAUAAGAAGGAUAAUGAAGAUAAAUUGAAAGUGUCUCCACCAACCAGCAAAAAGUUAGAAAAAGUGAGAUAUGCCGAUAAAGACAAAGUUAGAUCGAUAGAGCAUACUGAUAGUAAAUCGAUAGAGAAAGUCAAAAUAGAGCCGAAAAUCCCAGCUGAGAAAGUGAAAAAUGAAGUGCAACAGAUUGUGGAGGAAUCUAAAAAAAUAGGAGCUACUAAACCGACCAAAACUGCAUCGGACGAAGACAAGGAGAUGAAGAAAGCAAAAUCUGCUAAAGUAACGAAAAUUAAAAUAGAACAAGAGAAGAAAGUAAAGAAGAGUGGAAGUAUUGAGCCAGUCAAAUAUGAAGAAUCAGACGAAGAUAAGAAAGCGAAGAAAGCAGAAACUGUUAAACUAACAAAAACUGAACCCGGAUCAUCGAAAGCUUCUUUGAAAUCGGAAGAAAAACGAAAAACUCCUGCGAAAACGGAAACUCCGAAAGCUACGACGAAAUCUAAGGACGAAGUAGAAAAAUCUGUUAAACGAAAAGUAAAAAGAGCAGUACCAGAAACGGCGAGAAACGAGACGAAAUCGAAAACGAAGGAACAUCGAGAUGCGACAAAAAAUUUAGCCGAUUUAAAUGACAAGAUAUUACGUGUACCAAGUUUUGUACCAAAUUUUACCGCAGUUGAGGAUACGAACUGUCAACAACAUGGCAAGAUAUUCCUGCGUCAAUUAAGGGGUUACAAACUAUGGGCUCUUCAAAUGUUGGAUUCUAAUGCAAAGAUCCCGUCUAGUCUCUUGCGUGGAAACGUCAAUCAGUUUGGUGAUUUUGAUCAAUGUUUAGGUAUCACGUCGCAUGUUAAGAUGGGUAAUAACACGAUAAAGAUUCAAGGAAAAUAUUGUUUGGCAACCAUAGAUUUAUAUGCCACACAACAGGACAUGAAACUACCGGUUCAUCUGAUGCAAGCUCGUACUUUUAUUAAAGGAAAUAUGCAUGACCCGGGACAUUUCAUACCGAGAUUCACGACGGUAAAUUGGGCAUUGUGCCUUCCAGCAGCAUGCACAGCGAAAGAUGCAGAAAUCAGUCUGAUCGAUGCAUUGAGUUAUUACAAUUCAACCUCUGGAAUUAGAUUUACGGUGGAUGUUAAUCCAGAUAUGUGCUACAUAAAGCAAAGGUCACGAAAUUAUUCGAAAGAAACGAUCGGUGUCCUAUACUUCUAUGCAGCAGUCGUUUGUCUAGUCAUCAUAGCUACGAUCAGAGAUUAUUUGGUAAUCUCAGAAGGAAAAGGAAAUUAUUCCGAAAGAAUAAUAAUGGCCUUUUCAUUGAGAAGAACAGUUAAAUAUUUGUUUAAAGAAAUCAAAUCUAAUAGCAAAGAUAUAGCAUGCCUUCACGGAUUAAGAUCCGUGUUUAUGAUUAUUAUUUACUUUGCUCAUCAAAUAAUACCAUUGUCACGGAUACCAUAUGCUAAUCGGGUCGUUUUCACAGAGUUUGCAAAUAAUCCCAUCAGUUGUCUUCUGAGGGUUUCUUCACUUUAUACGGAUUCCUUCUUACUUUUGAGCGGAUUGUUGACGGCUUACAACAUGGUGAAGGAAUUAACAUCCCGUGGAGAGAUUCGUUGGUUUUGUCGUUUUAUCGUUAGAUUCAUCAGAUUGACACCCGCCUUAAUCGUGAUAAUAUUUUGGUAUGCUUUUGUGAUGGAGCAUAUCGGAUCGGGACCGCUAUGGAACAAUAUUAUUGUAGAUAAUGCGGAACUCUGUAAAAAAAAUGCAUGGACCAAUUUACUUUACAUACAGAAUUUCUUUCCGUUCGAAGAAAUGUGUGCAACGCAUACCCAUCAGCUAGCAUUAGACAUGCAACUGUCAUUGUUAGCACCAAUUUUAGUUUUUUUCCUUCAUUAUAAACCGAUUAUCGGUAUCAUUUUAUUAUUCUUCCUUAUUCAAGUCUCGGCUACGCUUCGUUACAUAGCCACGAUAAAUAAUAAUCUAUCGAUCGUAAUCUUUCACGGAAUGUCAUUGAAACAACUUUACAAAGUCGCUAAUUUAAGUUACAUUCUAGCAUUACAUAGAGCGACUCCCUACGCUUGUGGCGUAGGACUUGGCGUUUUAUUACAUUAUACAGGGAAAAGCGUAAAGAUUCCCAAGGUGUUCGUGAUCUUGGGAUGGUUGAUUGCGAUGUCCUUUGGAACAUGGUCGUUAUUUUCUCCUUGGCGUUUAGCCAAAAGGGACUACGUGUAUGACGUUGAAGAAGCCACUCAUUACACUGUGAUCAGUCCAGUCUCGUGGGCUAUAGCUUUAUGCUGGACGAUUUUUGCCUGUUUUACCGAUCACGGAGGAAUCAUAAACAGAUUUCUCUCGAACUAUUGGUUCGUAAUAUUCAGUAGAAUAUCUUAUGCGAUUUAUUUAACACAAUUCCCAGUAUUUUUCUACAACGUUGGGACCACGAGAUAUACGACAGAAUUUCAGGAACAUAGAAUGAUCGAUUUCUUGGAGAUAUUCGUAGUGAUAUGCGUGUCGAUCGUAGUUACUUUAUUGUUCGAUCUUCCGAUGCAGGAAGUAAGGAACGUAAUAAUGGAAAGUACAGACAGUUUAUCAACCGACGUACCUACAGAAAAAUUAGGGACGGAAGAAACGAAUGAAACAAAGUCGAAGGAAUCCGUUAAGAAGAUAGUCAACGGAGCAAAAAUAUUCGAGGAUGACGAAGCAACCUCGGCGGGAUGGGAUUGGCAAAAGAACGUAAUUGAAGCCGAUAUCGAAUUACGAAACGAAAGUAUAAAAGACGAAGGGAUUGCAAAUAUACCGGGUUUAAAGAAGUCGGAAGAGAGAAGAAAAUCAUUUAUAGGAUAUGACGACGGAGAGAAACAUAUAGAACGAGGAAGAAUAAAUAGAAGAAUCCCGUACUCGUUUGAUUCUGAAGAAGAAACUAUGGAAUAUUUCAGAAAUCAAAAAGAAGAAGAAACGAGAAGGAACAGACGUUCGGUUUCCAGAACGAAAGAAAUCAAGAGAUCGAUGCCGAUCGAAAUUGAGGAUGAUUAUAUAAGACGAAGAAGCGAGGAAGGUUAUUCGAAUCAGUAUAGAAGAUCAGAGUCGAAGGAAAGAUCUUCUGUUAGAGAACACGAUGAUUAUCGUUCUUGGGAAUUUAUUAAUAAGGAACGUUCGACGUCUAUCGGUCCAGACUCAAUGCGAUUUUUAACCGAAUCGGAGGAAUACGUUCCGAGAAGUUCACGACGUUCCGUAACAAAAUCUAUGGAUUCGAGAAGAACAUUUUCUUCAGGAAGCGAAGAUGAACCGCCUGUUCAACGGAGAUCGAAACAUGACCGAAGAUAUCCUUCGGUGGAACCGAAAGUAAGCGAUGAAGAAGAAUGGGAAGAAGAGUUGAGGAUACGAAGGCGUCGAUACAUGGAGAAGCUCGCCAGCCAACAAAGUGAUUCAGCGGAAGAAGAAGAUAUAACGUCCUUGAGACGAAGGUCUUCUGCCGAAGGAAGAAUAGCUUUGUUGAAAGAUCCUUCGGGUAACGAAAAUAUGGACGCUUGGACUGUGAGUGUUGGUCCUCGUAUCGCUCAACUUGGAUCCUCUCAGGAACCUAGCGAACCUGAAGACGAUGCUUCUUAUCUUCAACGUCGUGAAUAUCGCGAGAAAGCACCACCGUUUAGAGAAAAUCCUUAUAGCGAGGAAAAAGAUUCCUCCGUCAGAGAUGACAAGGAUGUUGCCAGCUUCAACUUCGUUCUUACGAAGGACAGUAAAAGAAAAUCUGUUCAAGAUCUUACAAAAUUGGACGAUUCGGAUUUGACAGAGUCUGGAUGGAGCCUCGUCAAGGAGGAAGGCAUCGAAAUUUUGCCGAAAUCGUCCUUGGGAUUGUAUAAGCGAGAGUCUAUCAUUAAGAGUCAGGCUAGCGAAGAAGAUCCAGAAUAUUAUCUUCCAGAGAGACCGAAACUUGUUCAGCAAGAGCAGGAACAUCCGUUCAAGAAAGCAUGGCAGAUGCAAAAAUCUCGAUCGGAAGAAGACGCUUUAGCAUACAUAGUAAAAGAUAAAAAAUUGGUGCAAUCCGAAACAAAGAAAGACGAUGAUACUUCGACGAGUAAAAAAGAUACGACCGCUGAAAAGUCUCAAGACUUUGAAGAUUUGGUUACGGAAGAAACUGACAAGUUAUCGGUUUGGCACGACAGGAGCACUGAUACAGAAGAUAAUCAACAGAGCUCGAAAUCUGAGAUGGAGUCUGACAUCGAAUCGACUUCAGUAAGACAAUCGUCGAACACUGAUGUCGACGAGAGUGGACCCUGUUCUGUUUCCGAAACUGAUUCAGAUACUUCUAGAUUCGUUUGGCCAACCGAGGACGAGCAAUUUGAGAUGUACAAGACGGGACCAAGAAGAAAAUCUAUGGAAACUAAUUGCGAUUGGGAGGAGGAAGAAACUUGACGAAAAGAUAAUCGCAGAAUUCUAAAAGAAUGAUUAAGAAAUUUUCAAGGACGAUCAGGACCAAGGACAAAUUUUAAAGCGUUGAGAGUGAACAGCGAACGCACUUCUGCGACAGCCCGUUUAUCAGUGAUCGUAUAUGCAUAUAUAAAUAAACAGACAGCUAAGUUGACAUCAGUAUCAUUAUAUUAUUUAACAUAUAAUAAAUUACGAAUGGACCAUUAUAAAAAAAAAGAAAAAGAUAACAUCCCUUUAUAUGUUAUUUAUAGUUUGCACAUACAUAUCACGUCCCUGAAACAUUUGUUUUCUUCGUUAUUUUCUUCAUCGUAUUUUGCUUAUUUAAAAGAUGAUAUUAAAGCUUUUAAAUACGAUUCUUUUUCUCUCGUAAAGUGUCGGAUAAGUUUUAUUUACUGUUAAAGCCAAACUGUAAAAUGAUUCGUUCGAGUACAAUAAUAAGAGAUUCGAACAUUGUUGAUAUUAAAAGUGCUCCGAUAAAAAUGAGCGUCUAGUGUGACAGUAUUAUACUGAACUACAAAUAAAAUAUUCUCUUUUCAGGAAGCUUCUAAAAUAAUACUCUUUUGCUUUAUUUAUCUUAAUACUUACACUUAUUAAAUUAAUAAUAUCUAAGUAUCGAACUCUUCGAAUAGAAUGACACUUUUUACUAAUUAUACGGAUUAAGAACAAUGAAUCCUGAUCGUUAUCGUAAAAUACUGCUGAUUGGUUUUGGAAGAAAUCAAAAUUUAUGGUGACUUCUAUUUUAAUCUCUUAUAGAUAUUCGAUUAAUAGAAAAAAAAAACUAAAUUUUGAAGUUACAAAUUCUAGAAGAAUUCAAUUGUUAACAAUACUCCAGAUAAAUUUCUGUAAAGAUGUAUAAAAAGCAGCUUUUAAAAUAGUAAAUUUUGUUCUUGGCCCAUAGAAACGCUGAACAUAAAAAUAGGUAGUGAUAAUAUUCUUAUUUCUUUUAUUCCGAUGAUAUUAAACGCGAAAAUAUCUUAGAUAAUUUGAUCUUCUGAUAAUUUAUAAUCUGAGAUUUGCAUUCGGUAAUGCAUAUAAGCGAACACAACGAUAUACUCGCAUAUACAUUUUAAUAUAAACGUUUAUAAAAUACUUAUUCGAUCUCUUAUUUCGUUCUCUUAUUUCUCUGUAAUUCGUCGUAAUUUAUGACGAAUAAUGCAAUUGAUAAAAUUAAUCAAAUAAAAGACAUUUUUUUAUUAUCAGUCAUUUCUACAAUGGAUAAACUAUAGUAUGAGUUAAUAUAAAUAAUCUAGUAUCUACAGACUAAGUACUAAAACUGAAACAUAAACUUCGAUAAAACGCGCAUUAAAGAUUAAAUGAAAUCCAUUUAACAGAAUAAACGUGUCAACCAGAAGCGGAUCCUAGAGAAAAAUAAAAUUCUCUGCAUUUUUAAUCCACUGAAAUCAUACGUAUACUUUUUAGAAGAUUAUCUAUAAUCUUUAUCAUAACUAGAAGGUCAUAAACAUCUGAAAAAUUUUUUUACCUGUGUCCAAAAGUUCAUAUUCGGCAACGGUUCGCUGGUAACGUAUGUAUAUCUAAAUAUAACUGACAACGAUUAGGGGCAUGAGUAUGAACAUAAUGCCAAAAAUAAAUUUCAGAUAUUGUACGAUAGUCCAAAAAUCUUUUUCAAAUUCGAUAUCAACGAUAAAAAGUAUAUUAUUCCAAAUGAAAGCUCGAGCCAACGAAUUCACAUUUGUGUUUUUAUUUACCAACUAACCAUAUGAAAAAUAAUUCCGUCUAAUCACCAUUUAAAUCACCAACAAUACAAUGCAUCAGUAUACACAGAUGAAACAGAAAAAAAAUAUAUUAAUUAUAAUCAAAAAAAAGGAAAAAAGAUAAAAAAAGCAAUUAAAAAAUCUCCUAAUCGAGUUCCAUCAAAAAUUAUGAAUCGCUUGUGGUAACCUUGUCGUAUAUGCAGAAGACGUUUACAAUUUUAACAGAAAAUAUAGUUUUAUUGGAGCGGAAUCCUUCUGGAAUCCUUGGUGUGAGCUUUAAUCGAGAUUCACUGAAAGCCACCGCAAGCACUCUCCCGACGACAUCCUUGACGUCCUGCGGCGUGCAAGCAGCAGGGACGCAAAUACCCCAGUAAAGUUCACUUAUCGACUCUUUCGAGCUAUCUUCAACGAGUCUGAACUUCUGCCAGACAGAAUAGUACCUUUUUAAAUAAGCCUCAGGCACCUUCACGGUAACUUCACCGAGACAAUAACGAUCACGGAUAUUCGGGGGUGUCUCCUCUUUUAAACCAAUGUCCAGACAUUCGACAUCGAAGUUGUCCAAUUGGGAAACCGUAUCGGCCAAAACACCCUCUGGAAAUUUUACAAUGAAACCGUAGUAUUUCACCAUUCAUUUUAUCAGAUUCUUUGUAACCUUUAAGAUAAGCUAAUGUGAAAUAUAUAUCUAAAUUUUUCAUCUUCUAUUAAGG